UUUCCUCGUGGGUGGUUGAAAGAUGUUACUGACGAGCACGAUCAGUCCACCGUUGAAGUUCGGUCUUCAAAUCCUCGGCGUGUGGCCGGACACGCCAUACAAUACUUUUCACCGGUUGAUUUAUAUGUCAGCUAUGUUGGCCGUCUAUUAUUUUCAGCAAUCGUACCUAUUUACGAACUGGAAAUUCAGCGAACUGCAGAAUCUCGUAGGCCCGUUAACAAUGCUAAUAUAUUACUUGAUGACCAUCCUUAAGGUGACGACACUUUGGAUGAAUCGUCGCAUAAUUCACGAACUACUGUCUGCUAUCGAUACUGAUUGGCGCGAGGGCGUUAAGAUCGAUCAGCAUUUGCAGUUGAUGAGGGCGAAAGCUAGCAACUCGCAGUUUUGUACAAUUGCUUUGUUGGGUUUCGACUUGAGCGCCUCCAUAAUCUAUUUGGGAGGUGAAAAUGCGGCAGCUAUCAUGCAACCGGUUGAUAACUAUACUUCACGACCAUUUCCUCUGAAAGUGCUAUUUCCUUUUGAGGCUCAGCAGUCGCCGUUAUAUGAGUUGCUCGUCGUCUUCUUAUUUAUGCAUGGGAUGUUAACGGUGUUUACGGUGGAUAUUAUAAACGGAUUAAUCUCUGCUCUGAUAUGUCAUAUAAGCGGACAAAUCGAUAUCAUACAACAUGAGUUGAAAACUACGUCUGUGAAAGUAUCCUACAACAGAUCUACUGAGUUUGCAAUAAAAAUGCUGAUCAUAAAGCACAAUAAAGUCAUCGAAUUUGCCAAUAAUAUCGAUAAGCUAUAUUCCUUCAUAACCUUUUUGCAAGUUUUUCCUAAUGCAUCAGUUAUGUGUUUGAUGGCAGUCAUAUCUAUUUAUGGUGACGAUGACGUCGGCCUGGCGCAAGGCGGAACAGGUUACGCCACUCUAACGGCGGAAAUAUUUAUGUAUUGUUUUAUUGGAGAAUAUCUUGGUAUUAAGUGUAAAUUACUUGCCGAAGCAGGAUACGAUUCUUCGUUUUACAAUAUGUCGUCCAGUCAUAGUAAGAAUAUAUUAUUCAUAAUCAUGAGACUUCAGAAGCAAUUGAAUGUUACAACCGGAAGCAUGGUAGAUUUAUUGUUGGAAACCUUUACGAGUAUCAUGAAAGUAUCGGCAUUGUAUAUGUCUGUUUUGAAGACGAUGUAUUGA
This is a messenger RNA of Odontomachus brunneus, 1168 nucleotides long. Its product is annotated as odorant receptor Or1-like. The transcript has 6 exons. The record is from RefSeq and is a predicted model, not a curated record. Bases 23 to 1168 code for a protein of 381 amino acids. Gene Ontology annotation, biological process: detection of chemical stimulus involved in sensory perception of smell; sensory perception of smell. Gene Ontology annotation, cellular component: plasma membrane. Gene Ontology annotation, molecular function: olfactory receptor activity; odorant binding. NCBI's taxonomy places the organism in Eukaryota, Metazoa, Arthropoda, Insecta, Hymenoptera, Formicidae.